AUGGAGACCCGCAGCAGGAAAAAGAAACGUGAGAGCUCUGGUUCAACCACCGAGCAGCGCCCUAUCCCUCGUGACAAGUCUGGUCCCAGCGAUGGCCGUGCUAUUCGUACUCCACGUCCGCAUAAGAGAGUGCGAUUCUCGGACGCUGGCCCUGUAACGCAAGGUGUCCCCGAUGAUUCGACUGGCCUCACCCCAGCCUUGUGCCGGGCAUCGUUCAAGGAUAGAGAUAGUGCUAUACAGCGCACCCCAACUCGCUCCUCACGUCGCCACUCGACUCCUCUCGCGCGGUCUCGCCGGGUCACUGACAGUCCGAUGCCGCGAGCUUCAACUUCGCCAGAGAAUGUGCUGCAUUUCACGCCUUUGCGACAGCUUCUGGACACGCGGACCCAGCGUAGGAUCAGACGCAUAGGGUUGAGUGACGAGAUCAACAACCUUGAACGCGAGAAGAGAACAGCCGCCCAAAAUGAGAAAUCUCUUGAGACAUUGCUGCGCGAAAGAGAUUCUUUGAAGCAGGAACUCGAAAUGGUGAAGCGAGGGAAAACUCCAACGAGUCAAUUAUCUAGCGACAAUGGAGAGUGGAUGGCACCUGGAGAUCGGAUCGAACACCUAGAGUCUGAUAACGAUCGACUGAGGGCGCAGUUAUCUUUUUCGGCCAUGGACAAUUAUCGCCACCUUACACCAUCCGAAAGCGAUGCAUGUACCGUGGACACGAUCCUAGUCAAUGAUAGCGGCUUCGAAGGAGACACAGUAUUCAUGUCAGAUUCACCUACUUUCCAUGCAGCCGACACCUAUGCAAACCCAGACGAGUUUUCGCUCAGCCCAAGCCAUCCAGCAGUCGACGUUCCAGUCCAAACUUCACGCGAUACGGACCUGGAGUUCACCGCCAUCUCUCAGGAUCUGGAGGCAGCACGGAAAGAAAAAAGAGAUCUGUUCGAAUCGUGUCGUUCUCGCCUGAACUUGCUUGGUGGAACUGCCCUAGAACGGCACCUCCGUGAAGGAUCACCUCCAGCGGGAUUUCUCGACGAUAUCGUCCCUAGCUUAAUGCAAACGCUUGCCAGGGCUUCAGAUGCCACGCAGACUUUGAGUGAUAUCCAAAGUGAACUCUAUAGCCUAGGCUUCCAAGGUGCUAAUGCCCAGGAGAGCGUAGACGAACUACGCAACCGAUUUCGCACUGCUCGUCUCGAGUUGGAGCGGAUAGUCCCUGGAGAAACAGCCAAUGUGGGCUUAUGCGACGGCAUGUCCACUCUCGGCGCACUUGUGAAGCGAGUUCAGACGUUAGUCGAAAAUCUCAACGAGGAGCAGGCACGCCAUCAAGGCUCGUCUGAUCGUGAAAAAGCUUUGAGAGGACAGUUCGACAUGCUUCUCGUCCGCUAUGAGUCCGCGUCGCAGAGUAUCCUGGACCUUGAAGAGUCAAUCGCGUCUUCUGCGGGGGAUAUGCUUCACACAAGGAUGCGGAUGCAGGAACUCGAACGCGAAGCGCAGGAUCAUGUGGUCACCAAUGACAGAUUGAAGGUCGCAUUGGACAAGUAUCGUGAUGAGGUCACACGUGUCGAGGACAUCAUAACCAAGCUAGAAAGCGAGAACGCUGAGCGCGCCGAGACUCACACCCAACAGAUAUCGGAGUUAAAGCAGAAGAUCGCCGAGGAAGAAAACAGCCGUCACGCAGCUCAAUCAACUAUCGAGAACAUGGAGAAUCUCAUUCGCGAGCGAGAAGAAGUGAUUGAGCAGAACAGAAUCCGCGUUUGUGACCUCACUGCCAAGGUUGAGAGCAUUGAGCGCGAGCGUCAACAAGCAGUCGAGAACUUGGAAAAGAAUGCCACUGAACACGAGCAGGAGAUGGGAUUGAUGAAUGUUCGAGUUGGUGAACUAAAUACAGCAUUGGAAGCAGCCAGAUCGGAAGCCGAGAAGCUCAGUCGCUACAAUGCCGGGCUCAAGGAGCAGCUGCGACUAGAAGUUGAAGCCAAGGAUGGUCUGUUGGAUAAAUGGUUCGCAGAGCAGACACGAGCAUUCACCUCGAUGAAGGCCGCGGUCGGCGCUGAGCGUCGCAAGGCAAAGGUGCGGGAUGCAAAUUGGGAGCUCAAAUCGGACGAGAUAGAGUCAGACGACAAGGGUCUCGACUGUGAACCCAUCACCCCGGUCAGUAUGACCCGGUUUGUGGACGUGGAGGUCGGCCGUGGCAAGCACCGCAGGCGGCUUGACAGCGGAAUUGGUGUUCUCACUGAGGAUGAACUUGAAGACGACGUGGACGUGGUUCCCUCUGACCCUAUCGAUCUUUGA
This is a messenger RNA of Aspergillus mulundensis, 2277 nucleotides long. RefSeq lists its product as uncharacterized. NCBI's taxonomy places the organism in Eukaryota, Fungi, Ascomycota, Eurotiomycetes, Eurotiales, Aspergillaceae. The transcript has a single exon. The record is from RefSeq and is a predicted model, not a curated record. The coding region runs from base 1 to 2277 and encodes 758 amino acids.